CUAUAGUUACGGGUCCUUGUGAUGUCAACAAGGGUCCUCGCAGAAACGACGAGCCACACAAUGGUUACCUGAGAAAACAGAUGAAAGAUGAAAAUACCGAAAAGAAAGCUGUUUCUUUUGAUCAUUUUCGCAUACGUGGCCUUCUCCCUGUACGCGGCGUAUAAUGUCUUUUUCAGCAACAAAACGAUUUCCCGCGUUCACCGGGUGGUGAAGAACAGCGGAGCGCCUGCGGGCGGAGUCCGCGGCGGCGCGGCGCCGUUCGUGGCGGAUGAGUGGAACCCGUGGGAGGAUGAGGAGGUGGAGUACAACUCUGCUCUGAACAAGAAGAGAGAGGCCUUCAAACAGUACAUGAGUAAAAUCGAGAAGAACAAACCCAAAAAAUACAAGGUCCAGAUCUGGGGCAAAGCUGCAAUAGGGCUUUACCUUUGGGAGCACAUCUUAGACGGAUCCCUCAACCCCACCGACAAAGUGGCCCAAUGGAGAGAGGGGCAGCUGCAGUCUGGAAAGGUUGAUUUGAGCUUCUACACGGGUCCAGCCGUGGUCCAGGGCCACGUCCCUCUCGACAUGAACAGCCUGGUUUUGGUUCUGAACGGGCGUGAGGAGCAGAAGGUUCUGUACUCCACGCGGUGGCUGAAGCACGUCCAGGCUCUGGUUCAGUCGCACACGGUGUCUCACGUGGCCGUGGUUCUGCUCGGCAACGAGCAAUGCGACAACGACUGGAUCGCCCCACAUUUAAAGAGGAACGGCGGCUUCGUGGACCUGCUGUUCGUGGUGUACGACAGCCCGUGGGUCAACGACAAGGACGUUUUCCAGUGGCCUCUUGGCGUUGCAACGUACAGGGAGUUUCCCAUGAUCCGAGCCAACUCCCAGCUGAUCACAGCCAGUCGACCGUAUCUCUGUAACUUCUUAGGUACUGUUUACAAAAACUCUUCUCGAGAAGCAAUGAUGCACGAGCUGAAACAGUCUGGCUUGGAAAAGGAAUGUAUCAUCGCUGCCAGGGAUAAGUGGCUCCCUCAGGAAACGGCGGACAGUCUCAGGCGCUACCAGACGGCUCUGGUCCAGAGCGAGCUCACGCUCUGCCCGGUGGGCAUCAACACCGAGUGCUACCGCAUUUACGAGGCCUGCUCGCUCGGCUCCGUCCCCGUGGUGGAGGACGUCCUGACACCCGGGAGGUGCGCCGCCGGGUCCAGCUCCCCGCUGCGCCUCCUGAAGGCGGCGGGAGCGCCCUUCAUCUUCAUCAGCAACUGGAAGGAGCUUCCCGCCAUCCUGGAGAGGGAGAAGAUGAUGAGUCAGGAGCAGAGGGUGGACCGGAGGAGGCGGCUGCUGGAGUGGUACUCCGGGUUCCGGCGGCAGAUGAAGGAAAGGUUCACCGAGGCCAUCGAGGAGAAUUUCUUCAAAAGUGGAUGACGCUCCGGUGUGGCGUCGGACCAGGGAAAAGGCUGGUGUCGUGUGUGGUCUGUGGAGAUGUGUGAUGUACUACUGACGCGGUGAAACUGUUCAGUGACUUACCUUCUGGUGCUGCUUAUUGUUGUUGUGGAGCUGCCAUUGGUAGAAACUUCAAUGUUUACUUUUCUAUGAGGCGUUUCCAGUUGUGAAUUACAUUUAGAGAUAUUUAGCGUCAUUUGCUGUUUUAAGGACGUUCGUGUCCAUUUUAAACGGUACUUUUGUAAUCGUUAAAACACUAAAGAAUGAAAGAAAAAUGAUACAUAGAGUUUUAUAUUGUAUGUGAGCAGUUUAUAAAUGAGUAUUGGUGAUUUAUCAUCACACCCGUAGUAAAGCUUAUGUUUUGUUCUAUUUAUUUAAGUGAUGUCGGCAUGCACUUUUUCAAACGGCUGUUGAAUAAAAAUUUAAGUGUUCUCUGGAUAGAAAA
This is a messenger RNA of Oryzias melastigma (Indian medaka), 1870 nucleotides long. It is a transcript of the gene rxylt1, whose product is annotated as ribitol xylosyltransferase 1. The coding region runs from base 88 to 1407 and encodes 439 amino acids. The transcript is spliced from 6 exons. Gene Ontology annotation, cellular component: Golgi apparatus. Gene Ontology annotation, molecular function: ribitol beta-1,4-xylosyltransferase activity. Gene Ontology annotation, biological process: protein O-linked glycosylation via mannose. The record is from RefSeq and is a predicted model, not a curated record. Lineage: Eukaryota; Metazoa; Chordata; Actinopteri; Beloniformes; Adrianichthyidae.